AUGGAGUGGGAAAGCAAAUUUUCUUCAAUCGUACGUGAAACAGAGACGAAUUUAGCGAGAGUUUGGGUAAGAACAGCUAAACGAUGCGGAUCGCGGUCACACAUUCCUCCACAGUAAAAAUAACGCAAGCGACGUCUUCGUGAGAAACGAAACUUUAUGUAAACUCGAUUUAUUUUUCUCCUAGCAAGCAUCUACAUCUGAUAAAUUUGUCAACCCGUAAUUCUUUACAUUUCUUUUAAACCUCUGGAUUUCAUUUUAAUGUAUUUACUUUAGGACCGCCUGGGUUCUUCAAGCAAAACAAAAGAAUCGGGUCGGUCAAGAGGAAACCAUUUUGGCGGUAAGUGUCUUGUUUGUUAAUCGACCGUUAAAUUGAGAGUUAGGUCAUUUCGAUUCUAUAAAUUAUCAAAGCUUACUCCUUAAUCUUAAGCCUGUAAGUCAUUUUAACGAUUUAUAGGGCAUAGCCAGAAAUAAGUGCAUCGUUGGAAUGCUUUUUUUCAAUGAAUUGCGUUGGAUAAAUUAUGCCAGGUAUUUUAUUGAAAAAGGGCGUUAUUUUUUGCACCGUAAGUGUGUUUACACAAACUUAAUAUUGUGAAAAACUACAACUCUUAAGAUCCCGAACCGUGAAACCAAGGUCGUGACCUUAAAAAGGACAAACCACAGUGGGUGACUUGAUAAACCUAUCAUCGUAUAGUAAGUAACAAACCCUGUUGGGUGCUUUACAACUUUAGAGAUUCCAACCCUCCCGAUUUGAUCGGGAGUCUCCCGAUUUGAUGUCUUGCCUCCCGCUCUCCCGAUUUUUACCAAAUUCUCCCGAUUUAUUAUAAAAUUCUGAAAACUAGGGAAAAAUUGCUAAUCUUUAGAAUUUUUGGCGAUCUGUCACUGUGAAACACUCAUAUUAUACUUACUUUCUUCGCGAAGAGCAUUAUGGUAUGUUAUAACUCAGGCCGGAAUGAUGUCAAAAUUCAGGAAAUGGCACUUGAGAGAACCUAAAUUUGCAAAAUUUCCCAGGAGGCAUGCCCCCUGACCCCCCUAGAAGCUUGCGCCUUCGGCGCUAAUAAUUACUCCCUAUUUUCCAUCACAUGGGGUUGGAAUCUCUGCAACUUGGAGCUUUUCACUCUUCACCCGCUCCACCUCGAGGUCUUAUACAGUAACUUCUAUUGACAAAUGGUACCCCCUUCACAUAUUACCUGGUUUAGAACUUAUGCACCCCUUUAAACUGCUGUAAAUGCACUGUCUGUAAAAUAUGAAUAAACCACAAAAUCAGAACAUUUUCUUGACUUUUUCACAGCCAUAAAGUGCAUCUGUUAGCCCUUUUGGGCCUUUCUACAGCAUACAUGCCGGAUAUGGCACCGAUCUCCGGCUCUCUCGUGCAGGUCACCAUAUCUCUCAGAUAAAAUCAUCUUUUGACCUUUUCUGUGCCUUUUUAGCUCAAAACUUGAAUUUUUCUUCUUCAUCAUACGGUUUCUGGGGCAUUUUUGCACGUAUUUAGUCACUGACAAAGAUUAUUUCUGGCAUCAAAACGAUGAUUGCGAAUUUUGGCUGUAUGUAUUCAUGUAAGACUUCAUGCAAUGUCCAAAGUCAUUCUCAUUGGGGGCUGGGUCAAUUUAUCGGGGGGGGGGGGUGGGGUUGGAGUCUAUUGAAAUUCUGGGGGAGGGGUUGUGAAAAAAGGGAUUCUCCAGAUUUUAGAUCUCCAGAUGUUGGCGUCUCUGCUACAGACCUCAAUGACAGAAUUCCGAGAUCCCUACCCUUCAUAUACCUAAACCCUGAAAAAAGUACCCCUUUUGUGUGGAACUUCCUCAUAUAGGCCAUCAUAGGCAGUACUCCCUCAGGUUGUAGACAAAGCACUGUAUCCUUAGCCCUUAAAUAUAGCUGUCUCUCAUCCUUCCCUGCCUCCAGGAUGUUUUGUGAGAUAUAUGGCUACGUUUCCAUGUUAGAAAUUCCAUUAGGCUGUUUCUCAUAGCUGGACAGAUGUCGUAAUCAGAAGUGUAGAACAUUACGAUCUAGUGAAAACAGCAUUCUGAUUCCACUUAUGACUCCUAAAAACAAGUAUGAUGCUGGUCACUGUUGGACGUGAAAAGUGAAGGUUACUAUAAUUCGUACAGGAAAUUUUACAAAACUGCUUUCUUUCUUAUUUGAUAGCCUCCAUAAGUCCAGGGAACCUUCGAUCUCAGACUUCCCGAAGUCCUCAUAUUUCAGCUAUGGCUUGGGAUAAACUCAGCCCUGUGAAAACUGUUGGCAUGGCAACUAGUGUUCCCUCAAGUCAGGCAUCACCUGCUCUUGUUAAUGCAUUGUUUGAAAGGGUUGAGGAACAAGCUGAGGUGAGAACUUUUACAUUAGAGAGAUUAAGAUUCACGUUUGCGCCAAACGACAAAAUGUGAAUUUGUACCACAUGACUAAGUUUUCCCCUUAUUUUCCGUUUACUGUUUAUUGCUUCUACACAAAAAUAAGUAGUUUUAUGCCAGUUUUAUCCUUAAGAAUCGUUCUGGACUGUUUUUAUCUGGUUAUUUUUUAUUCUGAGAAAUUCUCAACUGACGUUUGCCGUAUGCUGUAAACAUGAAUCUCUAAUAAUAAAAAAAUAAUGAUAACGAUAAUAAUAAUGGUAAUAAUUAUAUAUUCAGGGAGGCCCUCACUUAGAUUAGACAAUAUUAAAAUAAUUUUUUCUACAUGUUUAAACUUAAGGUACUGUAAAACGAGCAAUAAAAAACAUUCAACUUGUCUAAGUUGCAAUAUUUGCUGCAAAACAAGUUGAAUACCGAUGUUCAGCGUGCAAAGAAAUUAGCGUCUGAUAGCUCGGGGCUAGUGGAUUUUGCUAUCGGGCUAGUGAAUUCUGUUCUUAACUUGCCCGAUGGGCAAGUGAAGAUUUUUGAGGAAUUCAAAUUACAUAAGAACUGUGUUAUCAAUCCUGCUUAUCAAAACAAUUUUGGGGCUAGUUGAAAUGAAUUUUGGGCUAGUGCAUGCCAGCUACAGCUUGCCCAAAUGGCAACCUGUAAAACUGACUUUCUUUGCACCCUGGAUGUUGCACUUUUUACCACCUACAUCAAAUCUGUCUUUCAACAAAUAAGGUUGUUAACAGGUUUGACCAUGGUUGGUAAGAUGUGCGGCAUCACUUUUCAACUCAUUUUGUUGCAGUGUUGUAAAACAAGUGCACUUUUUGAUGCUUAUUCUAUCCACAGCUUUAAUAAUACAAUCAAACUUUAAAACUCAACUGUCAUGCAAAUGUUGAAGGCUAAAAUAAAGAGUCUUACAAACUAAAAAUGUUUGGCAAUUUGGGUUUAUGUCCAGCUUAAAAAUUUGUAAAUUUUUGUAUUAAAUGUGUAACCUACUAUUGCAUUUUAGCUAGUGAGUCAUUUAAGUGACACCGUCAGGGGACUUGAGAAAGAGAGAGAAACUCAUGCUGCAGAGAUCAAGAGAAUGAGAGGUACAUUCUUGUAACAUAUUACAGCUGCAUUUACUAUCAAAGUUACAAAACUGUUAGCACUCCCCCUCUCCCUGAAAAAAGAUCAUUCACAUUUAAAUUUUUACUUAGCUCAUGUGACCAUUCCAAGUGCCCUGUUUGGUGUGUAACUUUCCUUCCCUUCUUAGAAAGGCAAUAACAACAGUUAAAAUGCUCUAAAGCUGCCUCGAUAGGACUCUGUUGAAAUACACCUGUAUCUCUCUUCAGCUCAAAUUAUCAUUAUUAAAUAGUGACUUCCUUGAUUUGCCAUGCUGAAAAGUUCUUCUGCAAGCAUUUGUGAUCUUUUUUAAACUGCAAAACAUUGUUUUUGCCUCUCCAAAAAGGAAGGAAAGUCUUGUGACCAAAUGGGGCGCUCAGAAUAUGAGCCUGUCGGCAAAAUCCUCAGCAAGUGGUCAGGGGAAAAAUCACCAACAGUUUUAACCUGAAAUCAAUUUUGACCUGUAACAUGUGUCUUAUCUGAGAAAUACUUUCUACUCACUUUCUUAAUUGGUUUAUUCUCAUAAGGUUUAUUGUCCUUUUCUCCUCGGGAACAUAGACAUAUUUUUCAGUGAUGCAGGGAAACCAAUAUCUGUUUGAUGUACUGGUAAUAAAUUUUCUUACUCAGAUGAAAUAAACAGACUGAAUGAAAGGCUAAGAGAAAAGGGAGUAGACAUCGAAACAGAACGAAAGUUAGAGCAAGUGAGUAUAAAAGAAAUAUUGCUAAAUCUCUUUCAUUAUGCUUUAAUUCAGUCCUUUACUUACAUGUACAGCAUUAUGUUAAGUAGCUCUGGGCAAUAUAAUAACUUUUCAGCUGAACGAGUGUGAAAUAAGUAAUUCUUGAUGCACUGUCAAAUUCUCUCCAGUUCCACAAGCAAAAUAAUACAAUGCACUUCAGUAUGUUGAACAGCACCUCGGAGAGGCAACCUUUUUCUGUGUUGUAGCUCUCUUGAAGUUUUGAUUUUUGACACUGUUAAUUUUUUAUCAAUAGAAAUUUAAUUUGAACCUGACCUGAAGAAUCUUUUCUCACAGCUAGAUCAUAGUGGCAAAAUGGUUUAGAAUAAUAAUGGGGUCUGAACUCAUCUAAUCAUGUGUUUUAAAUGAUAAUUAUUAUUGUUGUUUUUCUUUGGUAGUUUAAGCGUGAUGUAUACAGCCAGCUGGAAUUUGUCCAAAGCCAAUCCAAGUUAAGACAGAGUACUAGUGAAAACUCCCAUCGCAGUGAUCCAUCUGUCAUCAAUGAAGCGUUAGUGUUAACAAACUUCAACCUGUAAAUCACUUAAAACGAUUUGUAGAGUACUUCUGUACUAUUAAAAAAAUUUACCAGUUUUUUUAAAUGACAUUGUCCAUUUUGGUGGCAACAAGAUAUGAAUAACACAACUUUCAUGAUAUUUUUUUAGGAGAAGAAUUAUAGAAGAUGAGACAGAAUCUUUACAAAGAGAUAUUGAACAUCUUAAAACAAAGAUGGGUAAGGAAAACUUAUUUUUUUGUUGCAUUAAUCGAUCAGUCAGUCAUUGAAUUAAAAGUAAGUGAGCGAUUUAGUGUGUCUUUCAGUCAGUCAAUUAAAUAGUCAGUCACUCAGUGAACUCAGACAAAUUAGUGUGUCUGUCAGUCAGUCAGUCAGACAGUGAAUCACCUAAUGAACUCAGGCAGUAAGUUACGAAAUCAGUCAGUUAUAAGAUACUGGUCAGUGUGUUGCAGUAGUCUGUCAUUAGACUGUCAGUUGUUUAUGUUAGUCAGUCAAAAAACUGAGUCAGCCAGCCAGCAGUCAAUCAGACAUUAUUUUAGUAGAUCCUCUGUUACAAAUUUUAGUUACCGGGGUAGUCAGUCUGCAAUCAGCUGUUUAGGUCCCAGUCAUUCAAAAGGUGGAUAGAGCGAUCCACAGCGGAUAAAUUGCUGUCCCGUGGAUUGUGCAAUUGGUUUCCCUAAUACUUAUCCACUAAAUAGUGAUUUGUCUGAUGGAUAGCACUAUCCAAUGUUUGAACAACCCAGGCCAUUUGGUUAGGUUGGUAAGGUGAAAAGUCAGGCCAGUUUGUCAGUUGGUCAGUCAGUUAUUUCAGUCAGUCAGUCAGUUGCAAAGUAUAGACUUGUAUGUAGUUAACCAGCCAGGCUUACAGCCAGCAGCUGGCUGCGUCAGUCAAUCCGUCAGUCAGUCAGUCAGUCAGUCAGUCAGUCAGUCAGUCAGUCAGUCAGUCAGGUUAGUCAGUCAAUCAGUCAGUCAAUCAGUCAGUCAGUCAGUCAGUCAGGUUAGUCAGUCAGUCAUUUAGUCAGUCAUUCAAUCAGAUUAGUCAGUCAGUCAGUCAGUCUUGAAAUCUGAUUCAUUUUGGUAAUCAGUCAGCGCCACUUGUAUUUCUACCCACUCAACUGGUGCAACAGUAAAAACUAACGUACUAAUGUCAGCAAGUAGAACAUAGAUAUUUUCAAGCCAAUAGACCUGAUCCUAAUUAGUAUAAUGUAUUCUGAGUAUUUGAAUUAAACGCAUAUUAUUUUUAAAUAAAUGAAAUGUAGGAAAGCUGGAAAUUGAGCUCCACUCCUCACUUAGCGACUCAAGAGAUGUACUUCGUAAACAGGAAAGGCUGGACAGAGUAAGAGCUUUUUACUUAAACUUCUAAAUAAUAAUGACAUCAGUAUGAUACUAUAAUAUAACUUUUUCAUUAAAUUUUUGAUGAGUGAGUUUUAAGACGGAAUCCACCAGGAAAUUGAGUAAUUUUGAUUUUCAGUGGACAAAAAUCUUGUACCAGUGAGAAUAAUUUAAAGCAUAUUGCAAAAUUUCUUACAUUUUUCAAGGGCUAUAAAGAUGUAAUAAAUCAUCUGUAAUAACACCAAAAAAAAUUUGUUAUGGGAGCCUGAGAAAAUGAAUGUCAAAUUUCACAAAAUUACAUCUUAUUACAGAUAAUUUAUUGCAUCUUUAGCCCGUUAAAAAUGUAAAAAAGAGUUCAAUAUUCUUUAAAUUAUUCUGGUACAAGGUUUUUAUCCACUGAAAAUUAAAAUUUGUCAAUUUCCUUAUGGAUUCUGUCUUAAUGGGCAAUUCCAGAAAAUAUCCAUACCCAACCACGGACGGCUUCCAUGUUUUAACCCCCCCUUGCCUUCGGAAAUUCCAAAAUGCGCUACCCCCCCAUGCCCUCAGAAUUCCGUAGUCAUGAACCCCCCCUCCCCUUCAGAAUUUCCGUUUUUUUUUUGGAAGUACAUUUUCGACUUAGCAAAGCCAAUAAGAACAAACGAACAUGAAUUUAUGCCUCCUCAAGGCUGUGAUCUAGCGACGCCAGGUGACAAGCUUUACUCUUCAGUGACAAGAAAAACCUACGCUAGUUGCCAGGCCGUGCAAACUCCUUUUUAAGUCCGAAUUUGGCUAUAAAACUAAACACCACUUAAGGUAAUUUUACUCCUCUUUGUUUUCUUGUGCUGUUUUGACGUUUACAAAGGAAAAUAGCUCAAACAGACUGUUAAAAUCUUUUGGCGGUCAAAUAUACCGUCGAGUUGUGUUGCGUCCUUUUAUACGUCAUGUAGUGCGCACGAAAAGCGUUCUAAUCUGACAGGCGUUCCUUGGAAUUGAGGGACUGGUGUGAGUUUUUCACUGUUUAUCGGACAACACCGCGGCAAAAAGCAAUGCGCAUGAGCACAAAAUUUAAUAUCCGGUCAGGUUUUUAUUUCCGGUCUAGUAUAUAAACCAAUAGAGUAAGCAUAACUUUGCCGUCGCGACAAGUUUAAAACCAAAAAGGGCGAAACAGACAAAAAAGGGGGCCAAAAAAAUCACUUCAUUCGAAAGCUUAUAUAUUUUUCUAUUCUCAAACUUUUGCACCACAUGGUUAUCUGUUUGCACCAACGGUGAAAAUGAUGUUUGAAGUUUGCAGGUCGCGAGCGCUCGACAAGACGAAUUUGUUUUUACUGGCUUUCUUGCAUGCUACUGGUUUGGCAUAAGUUAAUUUGGGAGAAGGCGACAACUAAGAAAAGAAUAACAAUACUUAUGAAAGAAACCAAAAUAAAGACGUCAUCAUUAUCAUAAAAAACACUAAAACCAGGAAAUAAAAUUUUAGUCCGUUCAAUAAUUUGUUUUAUUAUCAGAGAAAACAAGAACUCAAAACAAAAGAUGGGCGGGAUUUAAUAACAACUUUGACUUUGAUGACUGCAGUCACCGGGAAACUAAACAUGCCUAUAAAUGACUUUCAUUCAAGAAAAUGCCUAUUUAAUUCUUUUACAUGGUUGUUCUUUUGUUGAAGACUUCAAUAAUUUCAGACUGUGCGGCUCGGCUGCAUCUCAUGCAAACACGAAACUUCUAGCUGCUAAAUACAUGGCAUGAAAAGUUCGACUUCUAAAAGCCACUAAACCAGCUUUCGCUCUCUGAUUCUGAGAAUGGAAAAAUAAAUAAAUAGAGUUGUCAACUUGCUGCCAACCGGCUCAACAGUAUAAUCAAGCUUAUGUUUCAUGGCAAUCAACCCAGAAGAGUUUCGUUUUAAAACACGGUAAAACCCUCUGGUAAACAAAACUACAAAGCGAUUGUGUGUUGUCGUUUUCCAAAUAAAGUUUGAAUCGGCUUUAACACAUGUAGACUGAGAAACUGAAGAACUAAAAAUUAGAACUACAAUACACAAGCUUGCAAUGAUAACGUUUUAAUUUUGUCUUAGUUUCAGCCAGGUUAAGUGAAAAAUAACAAUCAAAAACUUUAUUUUCGUGAAUGAAAAUCAGUUUACCUGAAGCUCUAGCGAAAAUUACACACUGAGUUAUUAUCAUCUUACCUUUUCUGAAUCUAAUCGACUAAUUGUUUCAGUGAUCUGUGCCUGGUUAUCCAUAAAAGUAAUUUCAAUAACUACAAAAUAGUCAAAAACACGAGCAGCAUAAAGCAGAACAACUGAACCACAAGCUGCACACAGAAUGAAGCGCGCGGGAGACUUCGACUGGAAAGUGUGACUGAAAAUGAGACCGGAAAUGCUCAAUCUGGCGCAUGCGUCGACGUUUCGCCGCGGUGUUUUAUCGGACGGGAGUAACAAGAAAUUUGCAAGCGGUAUUAAAAGAUACAUUUUCAGUUUUUAUUCACGUGACAAGAAAUUCAUCAAGGUAAAUGUGAAACCGACGUUUUACUGUUCACUUCUAUAAGUUAUGAGCGUAAACACGUGUCUGAUCUAUCGAUGCUUGUCUUCUGCUUCCACGGUCAUACGUUCGUGGUUUAUUUACGAACUACAAAAGUCCACAACAAUAGCGUUUUCCAGGAACUUACUCUACACUUUCUACUCCAGAAAUCCCACCUGUGGAAUUCCCCCAUACCUUCGGAUUUCAAAUCGUAAAUACCCCCCCAUGCCUUCAGAAUUCCAUAAUCGUGAAUCCCCCCUCCCCUUCGGAAAUCCUUAAAGCCGUCCGUGGUAUGGUAUGGAUAUUUUCUGGAAUCGCCCAAUACAUGUGAUAAAAUAAUGUAGCUUGUUUGUUGGCAUCCUUUCACAGGUUCUGUCAUCACUUUCGGAGAAUCAGCGCUCACAGUCAAGAAGCUUAAGCAGUAUAGUUGAUGAGAAGCAAUCAGAUUCAUAUGAAAUACGGCAACUUAAGUAAGUUUAAUAGCCAUAUUCCUUUCUUAGUGUGAGAAACCUGUACUUUUUUUUUGUUAUGAAAUAGUGUUAAUAAUGUACCUGCCAACUUUUUGUGAGUCAAAUGCGUGAGAUUUUUACCUUGUCAUGUCCAAGAUUUCCGGAAGCGUCCAGGCGACUUCCGAAGAUUUCCAAUGAAUUUCUGAAGACUUCUGAACGUUGCCGGAAAUUGAAUGUUCACAGAUGCUCCAAAGAUGUUUGAGCACUUCCAAAGCUACUAAAAAGAUGACGUUGAUUUUAGCGUACUUUGAUUUCGUUAGAACACAAAAAAGGACACAAAGUCAUCAUGUGGUCAAGAACAAUUUGUCCGGAUUUGUGGGUCAGACAAAUUGUCCCUGAUGCAUAAGAUCGAUGUAUUUAGUCCACAGGCGUGAGACUCAUGCAUAAUGCGUGAGAAUUGGCAAGUAUAUAAUAGUAUGUGCUCAUUUUUACCAUGGAAAUAUGAGGAGUUUUGUUCUGAAAAAACCUGUCACUGUGCUGUGUUUUACUUUCAGGCAUCUCGUAAACCAAGUUAGACGACAGUUUUCUGAUCUGGAAUCUGAGUUUCAGUCCAGCGUCAGAAAUUCAGGAGUUUCAAGUAAGUGAAGACAAUACUUUUUCAGCAUGAAUAUCUGAAUGCAAUAGCACAUCAGCCACAGUUUUUGUGAGAAUAUAUUAAGUUUGAAUUUUCCUGAAAAUUACCCCAAAGAGGUUAUAUUUUAAAUUUACUUUCAGUGAUAGAUUUAUCCUUAAUCUUGCUUGGAGUCAUCUCUGAAAAGUGUAUUCAGUAACCAAUUUAUUUGUGUGUUCCAGUUAUUUUCCAUACACACUUCAUUAACUAUUAUGACUGUGUGUGGAAAGAAGAUGGUCAUAUUACUUUAUAAAUUUUCAACAGGUAAUAAUUCAUCUGUGAGGCAGUCCCAACUGCGUGCUUCAACACAAGCAAGAUUUAUGAAUGGUGAUGCAAAAUCAAAACGGAAAGGAACUAAACAUAAAUCCAAGGCAGCAGUGGAUGAUCUUGUCCUGUCAAGCAGUAGUGAUAAUGAUCUGAGUUUGACAACACUGGAUGUUAGUAGUCCUAGUGACUCAGACCUUACAUCAUUGAAGCUUGACAGGUCUCACAGAGGUAAAAUUGACUGAUAUCUUAUUGGUACUUAAGAUAGUAUUUCGCGGGGUUUUAUUUUCGUGAUUUCAAUAACCAAAUAGGAAAAAGGGCAAUAUAUAUUUUGCGAUUCAAGCAUUCUUGACUCGGUUUUAUUUUUUCAAUAUUCUGAACUUUUCAAAAUAUUGAAAUAAAACAUAUAUUAAAAUUCUAUCUUGACUUCAAGACCUUAGGGACAAAAUUGCAAAUUUUUCUAGACUCCAUUGUCUUGCAAUUCACAGUAUAGACUUGAGCACAAAGAAAACCACACCAAGUAAAGAAAAAUGACCAGAAAGCAUCCUGCGCAGUCAUGUUAGAAUUUUAAGAACAUCAAGAGUGGGCUAUUACAUAUCAUAAGAGAAAACUGUGAUUAUUUUGUAGGAGUGUCUGGAAAUGGAGUAGGAAGCAUCUCAAGUUCAUCACUCAGUUCCUUAGACUCUGACGACUUACUGAAGGAAUUAUCACAUUAACUAUUGUUCAACUGUAUCAUAGGACAUGAGCUUUUGAGUGGAAUGGGAAAAAAUUGCUGGCCAUUUUGUGCAAGUUGUCUGUAUGGAGUGAUGCAUCUGAUUGCUGAUUCAUUAGUUUCUGUAUUGAUAAAACUGUUAAUUCAUUAAUACUUAGAAUCAAGGUUUAAUUUCCAAAACAUCUGCAAGUCAUUUUUUAUUGUAAUCCUUUUUGUUCUUUUUAAUGCCCACACAUCUUUUUUAUAAUUUAUGAAAACCCUGCCAUUUUAUUUGACCAACCAAUCAGGUUACAAGAAUUUUAACAAAAAAUGUGCACAAGCUAUCAGACCUGAAAACAAACACAAGCAAUCCUAAAGCCUUUUGGAUAAAGGUGGUCAUUAACAAUCACUUGUUGUGAAUGGUAAAACAAUAUUAUUACCUUUAAUCAGAUUCAUUGGUGCUUUAUAACUCUAAAUUUUGUACAUGGGUGGUUUUGAGAGCAAUACAUUUCCUGGUUUUCUUCAAUAUUUUUUCAACACAGCUUUUUGCCAUGCAUUCUUGAUCAGUCAAAUGAGAGACAUUUCUCAGUGGCUAAAAAUAUAUUUGUUAGUAAGGUAUUAUGUUUUUUA
Porites lobata is the source of this 11195-nucleotide messenger RNA. NCBI's taxonomy places the organism in Eukaryota, Metazoa, Cnidaria, Anthozoa, Scleractinia, Poritidae. The record is from the annotation of a GenBank genome assembly.